This is a messenger RNA of Laccaria bicolor S238N-H82, 579 nucleotides long. RefSeq lists its product as uncharacterized. The transcript has 4 exons. NCBI's taxonomy places the organism in Eukaryota, Fungi, Basidiomycota, Agaricomycetes, Agaricales, Hydnangiaceae. The coding region runs from base 1 to 579 and encodes 192 amino acids. The record is from RefSeq and is a predicted model, not a curated record.
AUGGCUUUGGUCGCUGGUGAGAUACUGUUGCAGAUGGAUCCUGCCAACGCCGUCUUGGACCCAGCGACUACUAUUGCGCAGGAAGAACUACCUCUACUGGCCUUUCAAAACCUUACUCUUGCCCCACGCCCAAUUCGUCCGGGUUACGAGAUGGUCGGUCCGGCAGUUAAGGAGCCUACGUCGGUGCAGGUGUCUCGGCUCGCGUCACUCUCCGCUAGGCUUUCAUCGUUAGAGCAAGCGACGCUAGAGCAUAACUCAAGACUUGACAAACUCCGAACCGACGUGAACGACAUAAAGCAGGCUCUGGUACCUCCGGCGGACUCCGUUGUGUUGGCAUGCCUAGUGGACCGCUUCUUGCAUAAGCGGGGUUUCUCACCACUUGAACCUGAUCAGAGAAAGGCAUGGGUCCAGUCCAAGAUCAACGAGCUUUCGCAGGCCUGCGGGAUUUCUCUGGCUAAUAUCGUGGAAUUUAUGAUUGUCCACGCGUCAAGGGUUGAGCGAGGAAUGCUCUACUCCUUCCCGUCCAAUACCGUUGCACGCGCCAUCACUAGCUCGAAGAUUGCUUCUGCUUCCGAAUAA